Betta splendens (Siamese fighting fish) is the source of this 1125-nucleotide messenger RNA. RefSeq names its product olfactory receptor 142-like. The coding region runs from base 136 to 1125 and encodes 329 amino acids. Gene Ontology annotation, biological process: G protein-coupled receptor signaling pathway. Gene Ontology annotation, molecular function: G protein-coupled receptor activity; olfactory receptor activity. The transcript has a single exon. NCBI's taxonomy places the organism in Eukaryota, Metazoa, Chordata, Actinopteri, Anabantiformes, Osphronemidae. Gene Ontology annotation, cellular component: membrane. The record is from RefSeq and is a predicted model, not a curated record.
GUCCGACACCUGCGUUUAAGAUUGGACCUCCUUAUGUAGCUCUGAUGAUCAUUGUAACCUCCUCAGACUGAUGCAUCCUUUGAUACAAAAACUCAUUACUACACUGACUGUUUUGUUUUGGAUCAUUAUUUCAAAAUGAGCAACACAUCUAGUGUAGUUGUAUUAUCGCUGUCUGGUUUCAGCUCCACCGUCAACUACAGACUGACUCUUUUCUCUCUCACUUUAUUAUGUUAUUUACUAAUUGUGGUGGUAAAUGUGUCGAUCACUUUAACUAUAAUCCUGGAUGAAAAUCUCCAUGAGCCCAUGUACAUAUUUUUGUGUAACCUAUGUGUCAAUGCACUUUAUGGAACUGCAGGCUUUUACCCUAAAUUUGCUUAUGAUCUUUUAUCUGAUAUCCAAGUUAUAUCAUAUGCUGGAUGCCUAUUGCAAAUUUUCACAAUAUAUUCGUAUGCUAAGGUCGACUACUCUAUUCUAGUGCUAAUGGCUUAUGACAGGUAUGUGGCUAUAUGUCGACCUCUGGAAUAUCGGCACGUUAUGUCUGUGAGAGCCACGGCUCUGCUGGUCACUUUGUCCUGGCUUGUACCGCUCUGCUGUGAGACUAUAGUUAUAGGUCUGACAUCCACACUAACGCUAUGCGGCUCACAGAUCCAGAAGCUUUACUGUGAAAACUGGUCAAUUGUUAAACUUGCUUGUAGUUCAACAUCAGCAAACAACAUUGUUGGACUGAUUUCUAUCUCCUUCUACACAGCACAUUUAGUUUUCAUUGUGUGUUCAUAUCUGUGUUUGGUGAAGUCAGCUCUAAAGUCCAGAGAGGGCAGGAGGAAGUUUCUACAAACAUGUGUGCCACAUUUGUUCUGUCUCUUUAACGUCUCUGCUGUUUUGCUUUUUGAUGUCAUGUAUUCAAGGUACGGAUCAGCGUCUUUACCAAAAAGUGUUGAGAACUUUGUGUCCAUAGAAUUUAUCAUUUUCCCACCAACUUUCAAUCCUGUCAUUUAUGGGCUGAUUCUGACCAAAAUUCGAGGUAGAAUCAUGCAUUUGUUCAUGAUGUCAGGCCAAAACCUGAGAAGUGUUUGGAUUAAAGUGGAUGGAAAGCAGAUUAAAAGUAAUAUCAUUACUUUUAAUUAG